GAGGUGACAUUCCCGAGUCCGAGCCGCCGCCGACAUCGCCACCAUGGAUGAACAAGAAGCAUUGGAUUCGAUCAUGAAGGAUCUGGUGGCCCUCCAGAUGAGCCGACGUUCCCGGCUGCCUGGAUAUGAGCCCAUGAAGAACAAGGACACGGGUCACUCAAAUAGGCAGAGUGACGUCAGAAUCAAGUUUGAGCACAACGGGGAGAGGCGAAUUAUUCCAUUCAGCCGACCUGUGAGAUACGAAGAUGUGGAGCACAAGGUGGCAAUGGUAUUUGGGCAGCCUCUGGAACUACAUUACAUGAACAAUGAGCUCUCCAUCCUGCUGAAAAACCAAGAUGAUCUUGACAAGGCAAUUGACAUUUUGGAUAGAAGCUCAAGCAUGAAAAGCCUUAGGAUACUGUUGCUGUCCCAGGACAGAAACCAUACCACUUCCUCUCCCCACUCUGGGGUGUCCAGGCAGGUGCGGAUCAAGGCUUCCCAGUCUGCGGGGGAUAUAAAUACCAUCUACCAGCCUCCUGAGCCCAGAAGCAGGCACCUCUCUGUGGGCUCCCAGAAUCCUGGCCGAAGCUCACCUCCCCCUGGUUAUGUGCCAGAGCGCCAGCAGCGCAUCGCCCGGCAGGGCUCCUACACCAGCAUCAACAGUGAGGGGGAGUUCAUCCCAGAGACCAGCGAGCAGUGUAUGCUGGAUCCUCUGAGCAGUGCGGAAAACUCCUUGUCGGGAAGCUGCCAGUCCUUGGACAGGUCGGCAGACAGCCCAUCAUUCCGGAAAUCACGGAUGUCCCGAGCCCAGAGUUUUCCAGACAACAGGCAGGAGUAUUCAGAUCGGGAAACUCAGCUCUAUGACAAAGGAAUCAAAGGUGGAACCUACCCCAGGCGCUACCACGUGUCUGUGCACCACAAGGACUACAAUGACGGCAGGAGAACAUUUCCAAGAAUACGCCGCCAUCAAGGCAACUUGUUCACCCUGGUGCCCUCCAGCCGCUCUCUGAGCACAAAUGGCGAGAACAUGGGUCUGGCCGUGCAGUACCUGGACCCCCGCGGACGCCUGCGGAGUGCAGACAGCGAGAACGCCCUUUCUGUGCAGGAGAGGAACGUGCCAACCAAGUCUCCUAGUGCCCCCGCCAACUGGCGCCGGGGGAAACUUCUGGGCCAGGGUGCCUUUGGCCGGGUUUAUCUGUGCUAUGACGUCGACACGGGGCGUGAACUUGCUUCCAAGCAGGUCCAGUUUGACCCAGACAGUCCUGAGACAAGCAAGGAGGUGAGCGCUCUGGAGUGUGAGAUCCAGCUGUUGAAGAACUUGCAGCAUGAGCGCAUCGUGCAGUACUACGGCUGCCUGCGGGACCGCGCUGAGAAGACACUGACCAUCUUCAUGGAGUACAUGCCUGGGGGCUCAGUGAAAGACCAGCUGAAGGCCUACGGUGCCCUGACGGAGAGCGUGACCCGCAAGUACACCCGGCAGAUCCUGGAGGGUGUGUCGUACCUGCACAGCAAUAUGAUUGUUCACCGGGACAUCAAGGGAGCCAACAUCCUUCGAGACUCUGCUGGGAACGUGAAGCUGGGGGACUUUGGGGCCAGUAAGCGCCUGCAGACCAUCUGUAUGUCGGGGACUGGCAUGCGCUCAGUAACGGGCACACCGUACUGGAUGAGCCCUGAGGUGAUCAGCGGUGAGGGCUAUGGAAGGAAGGCAGACGUAUGGAGCCUGGGCUGUACUGUGGUGGAGAUGCUGACAGAGAAGCCACCUUGGGCCGAGUAUGAAGCCAUGGCCGCCAUCUUCAAGAUUGCCACCCAGCCUACCAACCCUCAGCUGCCCUCCCACAUCUCUGAACACGGGCGGGACUUCCUGCGGCGCAUUUUUGUGGAGGCCCGCCAGAGACCUUCGGCUGAGGAGCUGCUCACGCACCACUUUGCACAGCUUGUGUACUGAGCUCUAGGCCACGCUGCUGCCGGCCGCCUGCUGCGUAGGCAUGGGGCUGCUGGGGGCUCAGCAAAGUUGCUGCUUCUCCUGGGCCAGGCUGUGGACCAUAGAGCCACAGUCCAGCCAGCGUUUGCUGGGUCUCCUCCUGCCCCAGGGCUUACAGAGCCACGAUGAGGGGCCACAGCCUCAAGGACUGGGAGCCCCCAGCCUGUCCGACCAGAGCUCCAGCACUCGGAGCUCAGCGUGAAAGGGAAGGGACCAGGAACCGUGUGCCAUGGCCUAGCUUCUGAGGGAGCUGCGUCCUGACUCUGCUGUCAGCACCGAGGCCCUGAGGUCUGGGCCCCAGGGCUUGCACAGGGUGUGAACAGUGUUAGUU
Molecule: messenger RNA, 2291 nt
Organism: Chrysochloris asiatica (Cape golden mole)
Lineage: Eukaryota; Metazoa; Chordata; Mammalia; Afrosoricida; Chrysochloridae
Gene: MAP3K3
Product: mitogen-activated protein kinase kinase kinase 3
Exons: 16
Coding region: 44-1924 (626 amino acids)
Biological process (GO): protein phosphorylation
Molecular function (GO): ATP binding; protein kinase activity; protein binding
Source: RefSeq, a predicted model, not a curated record